Messenger RNA from Penicillium cinerascens, 576 nucleotides. RefSeq names its product ribonuclease P Rpr2/Rpp21/SNM1 subunit. Gene Ontology annotation, cellular component: nucleolar ribonuclease P complex. Gene Ontology annotation, biological process: tRNA processing. The record is from RefSeq and is a predicted model, not a curated record. The transcript has a single exon. The coding region runs from base 1 to 576 and encodes 191 amino acids. Lineage: Eukaryota; Fungi; Ascomycota; Eurotiomycetes; Eurotiales; Aspergillaceae.
AUGGCCAAGGCCAAAGUUCCCAAGGAAGGAAAGAACUCAAAGAGCCACCUGAAAGCCCGUCUGGAAUACCUACAGGGCGCAGCCGAAUAUUUUCAGAGUGUCUCAAAGUUUCCAGCUCAAGCUGGAGCAGCUAUCACUGAUGAUGCAACCGUGGUCGACAAUGGGGCUGAUGAGCCGUUUGCACCCAAAGACACCCCAAACACCCAUGCAGGGAAGCCAAUAUCUGCUUCAAAGGGCCAGGGCUACCGGAUUGCCAAUAAGACUCUCGCCAACCUGUCGAGAGUGUCUAUCUCCCAUAUGCGCGGGGUAUCUUUGAAAACACAGACCCGGUUGCCGGUGCCAGUGAAGAGAUCAUAUUGCAAGCGCUGCGAUACCCUUAUGUUACCAGGAGUUAACUGCACGCACGAGGUGACCAAUGCCAGCCGGGGACGCAAAAAGCCGUGGGCCGAUGUACUGGUUGUGCGCUGCCUCGUUUGCAGCACGGAAAAGCGCUUUCCUCAUACAGACCGGAAAAGCAAGAAGCUGAAGGAACGAAAAGACGUGUCUCAACCGCAGGACCAGACCGAUGUUCCAUGA